Molecule: messenger RNA, 1518 nt
Organism: Fusarium subglutinans
Lineage: Eukaryota; Fungi; Ascomycota; Sordariomycetes; Hypocreales; Nectriaceae
Product: zn 2cys6 transcription factor
Exons: 3
Coding region: 1-1518 (505 amino acids)
Source: RefSeq, a predicted model, not a curated record
AUGCAGCCGCUGGCGGAGAGGAGGAGAGGGCUAGGGCCGAUUAAGCAGAGGGAGAGGUGGACGCCGCCGGCGAUUGUGCCAAAGACUGAUGAUGCUGUCAGUGAGGGCUCGCAGAGUGUUACGCCGCCUGCUUUGACGCCUGCUGGGGAGUUGCAGUUGUCUAAGGGAUUACCGCCUGAUAUCUCGUUUGAUGUUCUGCCCGUGGAGAAUGAAGUUGCAUCUGCAUCACCAACGAGCUUCCCAGACAUACCACCAGAAGACUUGAUCCACCCCAUCGCCCUCCCUCAAUACCCCCAAGAUGCGUCCUCACAGCUCAUUCUAUACCCAACACCCUCCUUCGAUCUUCUUUCCCUCUUUCCCUCAUUCUCCUUCACAAACCCAACCGAGCCCGCCCCUUCAAUCGGGAGCGACGACGUCCAAGCCAUGACAUUCCACUCCACCGUCCUCGCACCCAUGAAAUCCACACAGAAAGCCGCUCUAUCAGCGCACUCCAUCUUUCUCAACUUUGCAGUCCAGAAUCCCAUGGCGUUACAUUUCCUUCUUGCCUUUUCACACAGCGAACUUGCUAUCCAUCAUGGUUUCAGUCAUAGACCGCCUCUGGAGUCUUAUUUGCAUUUUCAGAACGGGUCACAGCUAUUAAGCCAGGCGCUCGUGACAUUAUCGCCUAUGAAUCACGUCGCGAUGAUGUUGUCGUUUUUGUAUCUUUAUAUGUUUUGGAUGAGGAGAGAUCCGUUGGAGGUGGAGAGAUUGCGGGAGUUGAGUACUUCGAUUCUUGCGUAUGUCACGACGUUUUCGCUGGAUGAGGUCUGUGCCAAUUCGAGUAGGAGCACAGGAACGUCGGAACCCGUUACGCUGUCGCGGAUCUUGACAUACAUUUAUGACCGCGAUGUGUUCUGUGGCUUCUUUGGCUGUGGUGCUGCUUUUGCGGGCUAUGUUAGCCAGAAGCACGAGACCAGGCAACGAAUAUGGCUCUUGUCACGUAUGCCGAUACUACCAGACCAGAGGGAGACGUGGUUUAGCCAGAGUAGCGAGCUGGCUGUACUUGGGAAGUGGCUGGAGAUUAGAAACAAACUGGACAAGAUACGAGAGGAGCAGAACUUUCUCUUCACCUUGUCAAGAGACUGCGCCCAACAGUCUACUAAACCACCACUAAUGGCCCUCGUAGCUGUAACCAUCUUCCAUGCCCUGGAGAUUUACCUGUAUCGCAGCCGCGACACAUUCUUCGGCGAGACACCAGUCCCAGCUGAUAUCGAGCGCGCACUCCAGGAACUAGUCUCAGCAGCAUACCACACCAUCCCCGUCGGACCAGUACAGCUUCUAGAGCGCUUCCAAUGGGCACUUUUAAUCGGAGGCAUCGAGACACAUGACCCUGUAUACCGAGAUUGGAUCUCGGCGAGUAUUUCAGACCCCGUUAUCAAGGGCGUUUACAAUCUCGUCGUGUCGGCUAAGACACUGUCGGCUAGGGGAAUAUCGAUGGAGGCGGUUCGCGAGUUAGUUAGCAAGCAGACCAUGAAUUAA